Molecule: messenger RNA, 1692 nt
Organism: Epithele typhae
Lineage: Eukaryota; Fungi; Basidiomycota; Agaricomycetes; Polyporales; Epitheliaceae
Product: cytochrome P450
Exons: 12
Coding region: 1-1692 (563 amino acids)
Molecular function (GO): iron ion binding; heme binding; oxidoreductase activity, acting on paired donors, with incorporation or reduction of molecular oxygen
Source: RefSeq, a predicted model, not a curated record
AUGACCUCGCUGCUGCUCACAGCGUUCGCGGUGGUCACAGGAUACAUCGGAUUGCGCUUCUUGCGCGGGCUUUUUACUCCCAGACCUCAAUUCGAGCAGCUCCCCGGGCCGGAGUCUGUAUCAUGGGUCACAGGUAACAUCGGUAAACUAUUCCAGUGCGACGCCUGGGAUUAUGUUCGACACCUAUCUGAGGCGUAUGGCCAAACGUGCCUCAUCCACAACCUCUUUGGCGCGAAAGGACUGCUGACGUACGACCCGAAGGCAAUGCAUGCCAUCUACAUCAAAGAUCAAGACAUCUGGCAAAGGAGCAACAUGUCGAUAGAGGCUGGAAUGGCCCUCUUCGGUCCGGGGCUGCUCUCAACGCAAGGCGAGAUACACCGGCGCCAGCGCAAGAUGCUCAACCCCGUCUUCUCCGCGAAGUACAUGCGCGAAAUCACGCCCUUCUUCUACCAGAUCGUCCACAAGGUGCGCAUCGGACAGCACCCUUCCCGCUCACAGCGCACCCUCGCGCUUACACACACGUUCUCGAAGCUGGAAUCCGCGAUGGCCACGCGCGUCCGCGCCGGGCAAGAGGAGCUCGACGUCGUAGGCUGGAUGGGGCGCGCCGCGCUCGAGCUCGUCGGCCAGGGUGCGCUCGGGCACAGCUUCGACCCGCUCGUGGAGGACACGAAGGACGAGUUCACGGAGCACGUCAAGUCGUUCUUCCCGUCGAUCGCCGACAUCAUGUACGGUUUCGCGUUCCUUACGCUUUUCAAGGACGUCCGAGGCCCGUCUUGGCUGCGCAGGCUUGUCGUGCGGCUCUGGCCGGACCCGGCAGUGCAGCGCGUGCGGCGCCAGGUGGAGAUGAUCUACGCGUUUGCGCAGAGGCUGGUUGCGGAGAAGAAGAAUGCGGUCGAGCGGGGAGACGAGGCGCUUUUACACCGGAUCGGGGAGGGCAAGGACGUCAUGAGCGUCUUGCUGCGUGAGAAUAUGGCAGCUUCUGAGGAAGAUAGGCUUCCUGAGGAGGAGUUGGUGGCGCAGAUAGCGACGUUCAUCGUGGCAGGUGUGGACACAACAUCGAACGCUCUCGCCCGCGCGCUUGAUAUUCUGUCGGUUCGCCCGGAGGCCCAAGAGCGGCUUCGGCACGAAGUGCUCGAGGCUCGCGAGCAGUACGGGCAGGAGAUCCCGUACAACGAGCUGAGCUCGCUGCCCUACCUGGACGCGGUCUGUCGCGAGACAAUGCGUCUGCACCCUUCGGUCACGUUCACACAGCGAGCAGCCAAACAAGAUACCGUCCUCCCGCUCAGCGUGCCUGUGAACGGCAUCGACCACAUUGCAGUGCCGAAGGGCGUGGAGGUCCUCACGAACAUCGCCGCGUGCAACACGAACAAAGCGCUCUGGGGUGACGACGCGUACGAGUGGAACCCGGACCGGUGGUUGCGUCCGCUCCCAACCGCGGUCGAGGAAGCGCGCAUUCCCGGGAUCUACGCGAACUCAUUCUCGUUCGGCGGCGGAGGGUACUCGUGCAUCGGGUUCAAAUUCUCGCAGCUCGAGAUGAAGGUUGUCCUGUCGUCGCUCAUCGCUUCUUUCCGCUUCGAACGCAGCUCGAAGGGGUUCGUUUGGAAUCUCGCGGGCGUGGCCUUCCCUACUGCGGGCUUCGGCGACAAGGACCCAGAGAUGUUUCUCAAGGUAACAUGUGUCAACCUUGCGUAG